Messenger RNA from Egretta garzetta (little egret), 2127 nucleotides. RefSeq names its product actin binding LIM protein family member 3 (gene ABLIM3). The transcript has 23 exons. Lineage: Eukaryota; Metazoa; Chordata; Aves; Pelecaniformes; Ardeidae. Gene Ontology annotation, molecular function: actin filament binding. Gene Ontology annotation, biological process: cytoskeleton organization; cilium assembly; lamellipodium assembly. Gene Ontology annotation, cellular component: actin cytoskeleton; stress fiber. The coding region runs from base 1 to 2127 and encodes 708 amino acids. The record is from RefSeq and is a predicted model, not a curated record.
AUGGUGCAAGUGACCUGGCUGUGCAUGCAGGGACAGGAGCAGUGCCCGGGCACUUGCACUGCACAGCGCUUAGGAUUGCAGACCUUUCCCUAUCAGCAAAACCCCUACACCCCCGGGAGCAGCUCCACCGUCAUCCAGUGCUACCGCUGCGGGGACACCUGCAAGGGAGAGGUGGUGCGUGUCCAGAGCAACCACUUCCACAUCCGCUGCUUCACCUGCCAAGUGUGUGGCUGCGACCUGGCCCAGUCGGGCUUCUUCUUUAAGAACCAGGAGUACAUCUGCACCCAUGACUACCAGCAGCUCUACGGGACCCGCUGUGACAGCUGCGGGGACUUCAUCACCGGAGAGGUCAUCUCCGCCCUGGGGAGGACCUACCACCCCAAGUGCUUUGUCUGCAGCACCUGCAGGAAACCAUUCCCAAUUGGAGACAAGGUCACAUUCAGCGGGAAGGACUGUGUCUGCCAGAACUGUUCCCAUUCUCUCAUCAGCACCAAACCUAUCAAGAUCCACGGGCCCAGCCACUGUGCAGGCUGCAAGGAGGAGAUCAAGCAAGGCCAGUCCCUCCUGGCCCUGGAGAAGCAGUGGCACGUCAGCUGCUUCAAGUGCCAAACCUGCGGGAUCAUCCUCACCGGCGAGUACAUCAGCAAGGAUGGUGUCCCCUACUGCGAGUCUGACUACCACGCCCAGUUUGGCAUCAAGUGCGAGACCUGUGACCGGUACAUCAGUGGCAGGGUCCUGGAGGCAGGAGGGAAGCACUACCACCCCACCUGUGCCAGAUGUGUCCGCUGCCACCAGAUGUUCACAGAAGGGGAGGAGAUGUACCUCACAGGCUCCGAAGUGUGGCACCCCAUCUGCAAGCAGGCGGCCAGAGCAGAGAAGAAACUAAAGCACAGAAGGACAUCAGAAACCUCUAUCUCGCCCCCCGGUUCCAGCAUCGGCUCCCCAAACCGCGUCAUCUGCGCUAAAGUGGAUAAUGAGAUCCUUAAUUACAAAGACCUGGCAGCUCUUCCCAAGAUUAAAGCCAUCUAUGAAGUGCAGCGUCCUGACCUCAUUUCCUACGAGCCCUAUCACAGAUACACAUCGGAUGAGACGCUGGAGAGAUAUAGCUAUGGGGAGUCCCUGGGGACCCUCUCCCCGUACUCGCAGGACAUCUACGAGAGCUUUGACACGCGGCAGAGGCGAGCCUCCAGCCCUGGCUACAUCGACUCCCCCACCUACAGCCGCCAGGGCAUGUCCCCCACCAUCCCAAGGUCCCCCCACCAUUUCUACCGCUCAGGCACCGAGAGCGGGCGCAGCUCCCCAUACUAUAGCCAGUUAGAUGUGAGGUCCUCCACUCCAACCUCAUACCAAGCACCCAAGCAUUUCCACAUCCCAGCUGCUGGCGAGAGCAACAUCUAUCGGAAACCCCCCAUCUAUAAGCGACACGACAACUUCCCUGCAGCCACAAAAAGCAAAACGAGCGAAGACAUCGCACAGUCGUCCAAGUACAGCCCUGCCUACUCCCCCGACCCCUACUACCACUCCGAGUCAGAGUACUGGUCCUUCCAAGGCUCCCCCAAAGCCCCCCGGGCCCGGAGGUUCUCGUCGGGUGGCGAGGAGGAUGGGUACGACCGGGGCAUGCACAAGAUCCAGAGUGGCAUCGGCAGGCUGAUCCUGAGGGAGGAGAUGAAGGCUCGGUCCAACUCCUAUGCAGACCCCUGGACACCCCCUCGCAGCUCGGCCAGCAGCAGAGAAGCCCUGCACACGGCUGGCUACGAGGGCUCCCUCAACGGCUCUCCCCGGACGCACUACCUGGCUGACAGCGAUCCCCUCAUUUCUAAGUCAGCUUCCCUUCCUGCCUACAGAAGGAAUGGGCUGCACAGGCCUCCCAGUGCUGAGCUUUUCCACUAUGACAGCACGAAUGCCGUCAACUGGGGGAUGCGAGAGUACAAGAUAUACCCCUACGAGCUGCUCCUGGUGAAGACGAGAGGGAGGAACCAGCUGCCCAAAGAUGUGGACAGGACUCGGUUAGAGCGCCACCUCUCCCAGGAGGAGUUCUACCAGAUCUUUGGCAUGACCAUCGCUGAGUUCGACCGCCUGGCCCUGUGGAAGAGGAACGAGCUGAAGAAGCAGGCCCGUCUGUUUUAA